AUGAGGCUACAAGCAUUGAGGAACCUUGAUGCAUUCCCACGUGCGGAAGAGCACUUGUUAAAGAAGACUUCAACUGGAGCAGUUGGUAUGAUGACCCUUCAUUUGUAAUACAUGAUUAUGUUUUGCAGAGAUUUAAUGCCUCUGGAAUCAAAAGUGUGCUUCAUUGCCAAAUACCUAUGUAAUAAACGUUUCUUCUUCUUCUGCAGUUUCUAUCGUUGGCUUAGCUGUCAUGGCGACCUUGUUCGUGCAUGAACUGAAGUAUUAUCUCACAACAUAUACUACACAUCAGGUUCACUUGCAUGCCUCUUCCAUUUAUCUUAUUAUCAGUCUAGAAUUAAUGAAUCGUUUCUAAUUAUUUUCUGAACUCCUCUAAAUAAACCACCAGUUCGUAUGCUGUGAAUCAUCAUUUAAAUGCCACUUUUAUUAUUUUAAUACCAAACAAAAGAAGGGACUAAUCAGUUAUGAAACUUCAGACAAACUUUUUUUGAAUGAAUGGUAUAAAAUUAUCACUAAGGCGAUGGUUAAUCAAUUGAAAGGAGAAAUGUAGAAAAUGGUUGACAAGCAAGAAUCUGCUUUUGUGUCCAGUAGAUUUGUAUUAGAUAACUUUAGGGCUCCAUUCAAGGUUAUUCAUUAAAAUAUUGUGGAGAGUACAGGAGCGCAACUCUUUUGUUAGCUGUUUUUUUUCUGGGAGACGCUGUCAACUUCCAUAUGGUGCAGACCAUGAUAAACUGGAUAACUUUCUUGGUAUGCAUGGUUUGCAGCAUGCAUAUGGUAGUGUGGUGUGGGAUUUUUCUUGUGUUUAUGCCCUACAUGUUACCUGUUCCAUUUUUGUGGAUGUGUUGUGGAAGUCGUAUCAUUAAAACAAACGUAACAAUAUCAUUCAAUGUAAUUUUCCACCUUGUAAUUGUUUUUUUUCACUUUUUUAAGGUUUAUAACCACAUGUGUAGCAUUUUGGGAAAAGGGGAGAGAUGUGGAUGAUGGGCUUUUGAAAGUAAUAUCUAUGUUGCUGCAAUUGCAUUUAUAUCGUCCGGUUUUAAGAUGCAAGAAAAAUCAUAAAAGUAUUAAAAUAAAACAGCUUUAAAUAGAAAGUUUCAGACAUUUGUGUCAUUAAUGAGGUUCAAGGACCAGUCAUCAGCAUGCUGUUCAAGGAAGUGUAACAGAUCCCUAAAGCACAUUCAUCAGUUUGGAAGUGAGAGCACGUGUAAUUAACAUAGACCGUUCUUUUCUUUUCUUUUUAUUUCCUUGUUUAGGAGAUCGGUCAACCUCUUUCUUGAAUUUGAAAUGCAAAUAAUUGUCUUGCUAAUUUUGCAUCUCCAAAACAAAGGAUAUUCUGUGUAUUCAAUCUAUGGAUUUGGCUUUAUACUGGCAGAUGUCUGUAGAUUUGAAACGGGGAGAAAUCCUUCCGAUUCAUAUCAACGUCACUUUCCCUUCUUUACCUUGUGAAGGUUAGUUCCCAUCAUAUCUUUGUCUGCUUGUUUCAUAAAUAUGGUUCCCGCAACUUUUCUCUCGAUGCUGUAUUAUCCCACGACUUGGAUAGCGUAUGUUACUGACUAUCUGGACCUAUCUUUGUAGUUCUAAGUGUGGAUGCCGUCGACAUAUCAGGCAAACAUGAGGUGGACUUGGAUACAAACAUAUGGAAAGUAAGAACAUUGAUCUUGUAAAGCAUUUUCAUAUACAUUUUACCAUUCUAUCUAUGAUCACUUUAUAAUCGUGACCUACCAAAAGGGUGCUUAUAUGCUUUCAUGACUUAUUCCUAGUGAUCAUUAUGUUUUGUUGAACUCUGAAAUGCCGAUGGCACAUGAUAUUGUCUUAGUUUUCAACAUAUCUUAGCAAAUAUUGUAGUCCCUCUUUCGGAGGAAUUUUUGGAAUCAAUUCACGUGAAUGUCAUAGACUUUUAAGCGGACUAGAUUUCUGAUUUAAUUCAAAAGAAAGAGAACUUGAUAAAUCUGCAGGUAAUCUGUUGUAAGAUAGUUUCCAUGGCCAGUAUUGGACUUAGGAGAGAAUAAAUAAAUAAGAUAGAGUAUGUGAUUUAUCAGCAAUAAACAGAGCAUUAUCCAAAUUAUUAACCACCAUACGACCCAUUCAUUCACAGAUUUGCAGAAGGAUUUAUGAAAUUCUUGGGCAUAUAUCCAACCUGUUCCAGUUGCAAUGCCUUUUAUGCUAGUUGAAAGUGUUCCAUCUGGCUGAACGUAACAUCCUGGAACCAGCUUAGUUUCUUUUCACCGUUAGAGUGAAACAAGCAUGAUUCUUACAGAGUCGUGUGACAGUAGUCUAAGAUCAAUAUUUUUCCUUGUCUGCCUUUUUCCUGGAAAAAGCCUCACAAAUCCCAUCCUUCAAAACACUAUGUAGAACUAUUGAAGCAACCUUUUUGGUUUUCAACGAUCAAAUGGUUUGCAACUAAAUGAGUCUAUUCAUCAGGCCCAGCCCCAUCUAGGACCUUUUGAUCAUUUGGUUAUUCUCUCCCAAGAAGUUUGUAUAACACGUCUCCAACAAGAAUUUAUCUUCCAACCUGCAUGAGCUAACAUUUGCUAGCCUGGUGGUAGAUGUUCCUUUUGAGCAAUCAUUCUUUGAGAAUAAGGGACGACACUUUGUUAGAACAAACUCACUCUUGCAAAUUUUACAAAACCCACGAUAUGACGACCCACGUGAAACCUGAUUAAAGUGUCACAAGUGGAUAAAAAUAGAGCAGUCCGCCAUGUAUAUCGAUACCACGUUUUCCUAGGUGUCUCCAAUUGAUGCAGGCAAGAAAGGAUUUGGUCCUGGUGCAGAUUCCCUUGGCACUGGACCUGGAAAAGCUUGUUGUGGGAUCAGGGUUAGAUCCCCAUGGUACUGGGGGAAGACCUAGUUUAAACAUCACUGAGGAGCAUCCUGGGAGAUUCAACGUUUCGUCAAACAAAUUCUUGAAAGACACCGUAUUCUUUAUGACAUCAAUGUCAAAAUCAGUAAUCUUUAAAAUUGAUAUGAAUCUACAAUUGUUUUCGAGGGAACGCCUUUUGGAAAUUUUUGUUCCAGAUCUCUGUAAAUAAUUGCGUGGCUUAUGUGACUAAUGGUGCAAAUGCGAUCUCUUCUGUAUUAUUCAAGUUCAAAUUUUCUACAAUCAGUCAAAUAAAACGUUAAUAACUGUAUGAUUAUCUCAUUUUACAGUAGGUAAUGUCUUGGAGCUGUCUUUCUAUGAACUUUCCUCUAGUGCUUGUUGAUUGAUAGUUCUGUUCAUGUUUGCUUGUUAGUUCAGUACUUAUUUUUGCCUCAGUCCGUCAAAAGGGUUUGUUUUAGUAUGCAUGAUAAAUUCCGAAUUCUGCCUGUGGGUCAUAUUUUUUAAAGUAAUUAUGGUUAUGAUGCUGAGACUCGUUCUUGAUCUUUCGUUUUAUAUCGUAACAUUUUUUCAAACAAUAAGGGUGCAGUCACACAAUAGCCACAAACAAUUUUUUUUGUUCGACUGGCUUUGCACAGAACUAAUUGCAGAAAAUAACUAAGAUAGUUUUAUUUAGCAUCAGAAAAGGAUCAAUAAUUUGUCAUCGGUAUGGAAAAUGUCCAUGUUCUUGCGUUACAUUGCAACUACGCAGGUGCGAAUUUUUUUGGAGAUGUUCUUAUGUGCCACCAAAUGGAUAUUUUUACUGGUCUUUUUUUAUCUUUUCUAUCUAUGACACAUGAUUUAUCUUAUCGCACAACUGAGUGAAAUUGAACGUUUAUGUUACUUAUAAAUGAAACAGCUUCAUCUGAAUAAAGAAGGGCAUAUUUUUAACACGCAAUACAUCUCCGAUCUUGUUGAGAAAGAGAAAUCACAGACUCAAGGUAAUAUUUUUUAUGCAUUUUAUUUCUAUUUUAUUUUUGAACUAAGAUUCUGUUAGGCAUUUAAAUUGUUGUAUGAGGUUGCUUCGGCGGCUGGAAUUUACUUUAGUUCUUACCACUAGCUUGCUAAGGAUUUAUUCUUUAUAGCGAUCUCUUACCUAGUUUACCUUCAAGGAUUUUAUAGAGCUGAUAUAAAGUCGCACAAGGUACUGGUUUACGAAAACUUGCCUCAACUUGAGAGAAUCCAGGGCGCAUACUCUGUUAAGUCAUUGGUCAUUGCACGAACUACCUUUUUGUUUUGGCAUCAAAAUAAUGUUUUUUACUCUCAGCUUAAAAGUAGGCAGUAUUAAAGUUGUGCGAUUGAUAGGAUUACCCCUUGAACUGUUAAAAUUACAUCUUGUACAAGUUAGGUCAUAGUGUUCUCCAUGCAUAAUAUGCGUAUGCAUAAAAAUGCACGACGUGGGCGUGAAGUUCACUAGAUGAACUGGAUAGUGUUGCACACAUCAUGGUACAACAUCAGAAAUUCUUUACUCAAAGCUUGAAUUUUCCCUGAACACUAGUAGCCAAUGUGUAUUGACAUUUAAAGGGGGUUUAUUUUUGUCCGCUUCUUCAUCAUCAUCAUAGACCUUUUUCUCAUCAAUCCUGUGCGCAUUUAAGAUUUGGCAGAUGAAUCUCAAAGAUUUGAGCAUAAUCCCUUAAUGUGAAGGGUAUAUGGCAUUGACCUCAGAUUUUGGUUACAUACAUGUGUUUUCCUUCGAUGCUCACUAGGAUUGCAGCUAGUCAAGUUAGUGUUCGGGCCUUUUUGGUCGUAGUAUCGUCAUAAUCAGCGCUUGCCUUCUAUGACUUUCUAGCCUACCAUUUGAGACUCUGAAUAAUCAUUAUUUCUGCAGAUGGGGACAAGACCAACCAUAAUGAUACUUCAAAAGAUCAAGUAUUGGGGUUCAGCAAGGAUACUGAGAAAAUGAUUAAGAAUGUGAAACAUUCCUUGGAAAAUGGUGAAGGAUGCCGGGUAGUUUAUAUUCACUACAUCUCAUCUCCUUCGAUGUGACUUACUUCUUGUAAAAGCAAAAACCCUAUUUUAGCUGCUUACAUUGUGAGUACUUGACUUCACAGGUUUAUGGAAUAUUAGAUGUUCAGAGGGUUGCUGGGAACUUCCACAUCUCGGUUCAUGGAUUGAACAUUUUUGUUGCAGAACAGGUACUUUCACCGUUCCAUCUUCUGCUUCCCUCCGAACCUACGAAAGUGGUUUGUUUGCGAUGCAAAUCUUUGUCUACUGUAUAAUUUUUGGCAUGUUGUUAACUGAGAAUAUCUUUGUCUUUCUUUUGACCUAUCAUGUGAAUAGUCUAUGUUCUUGGGCAAAAUAAGUUCCUACGAUUAUAUCACCUGCUGCUACUCUCUUCACUGCACAGAUGUUUGGAGGAUCAUCUCACGUGAAUGUGAGCCACAUAAUUCACGACUUGUCAUUUGGUCCAAAGUAUCCAGGAAUCCACAACCCACUUGAUGGGACCGCGAGGAUCCUGCAUGAUACAAGUGGAGUAUUCAAAUAUUACAUCAAGGUAUGUCCUGUAUUUCUAUCUGAACUCUAUAUUGCAUGUACUUGCUUAUAUUUUCUGCAAAUCCCAUCACCAAGGAGGUAUAUAUCUAUUGAGUUGGGUUGCCACAUUCUGGUGAUCUGACCCGUUGAACAUUCAUUAGAGCUAGGCAUAUUUCUAGUAGAAUAUUUAUCAUACCCAAUACGAUCAAUCCCUGCUGAUGGCUAGCUAAAGCUCCACUUCCAGCCGACGGUAUCCUACAAAAACAUCUUUUGAUUAGAACCUCUUCAUCUUGCUAAGUGGUGCUGGAAGCCCAUCACAUUCCCUUCACAUGGACAAGUCAAAUGACUUGGGGGUGGUCAAGUCAGUGCUUUCAGUCAGCGGAUCGGGCUUGGUGUAGGGUUCGUGGAUGAUGAAAGGAAGACCAAAAAGCUGUGCCGAUCCUCUCUUUUCAUUUUUCAUCAAUAAAUCUUCUCAUAGUAACCUCUCAUAUUCAGAUUAUCUGAUGUAAAUCAUACGCUUGAGGUGAAGCACCGAGGCUGUGGAAGUGCAUGAGAAAUAUAUAAUUUCAUUGGGGGAUAGUGGUCAUCAUCUUCCUGAGGAUUUGGAGUAGAUCUCCUGCUUGUCAGGACAAAACCGGUGGGUGGGUGAAAUAUUUUCCUUUUUUAGUUGAUGAUCGGAGUAAAUGAAAAUUCAAUGACUAUAUGGAGCGAGUUGGUCCUAAAAGCUCCAGGAGGAAAACCAAAAUGACUGUUGCACCCAUCACCUCUCUCUUAGAUGAGGUUAUUAGUGGUAAUUCCUAUGCAAGUCUGUUGCACAAUGCUGAACCCAAUCAGGUUCCAGGUACCCUUCUCAUUUCCAGAACUGGUCAACGAUUUGUAAGCCCAAAGGAUCAUCCAUUCAACAUGGGUAAGUUCGUUCUUACCAUAUACAGGGUGCGAUCUUCUGAUUUCUCUAUGUGGUUCAAUAGAGACUUGAAUGAAAAUCUUAAACCAGCGGCAGAACCCAGAUAUGAUUACUGACUUUCUGGUCAUCUAUAUAUGAUAUCUCAAGCACUUUCCUCUUUGUUUUUAUGCAGGUUGUUCCAACCGAGUACAGAUAUCUUUCCAAGGAGGUGCUGCCCACGAACCAGUUCUCCGUGACAGAAUACUUUGUCCCCAUGAAAAAUGGCACUCGGGAUUGGCCAGGUUAGCCGCUUGCCCCCCCCUCCGAACUCUCAGGAUCUCUUGACCAUCCUUCACCCCGCGGCGGCGCUAACCAGAGCCCCUUCCCCCCCGCGUGAGGCAGCCGUGUUCUUCAUCUACGACCUCUCGCCGAUCACGGUGUUGAUCAAGGAGCAGCGGCGCAGCUUCCUGCACUUCAUCACCCGCCUCUGCGCCGUCCUCGGGGGCACAUUUGCUCUGACGGGUAAAUGAUUAUCUACUUUCUCUCACUAGGAUUCCCACUCAUCCCUCUCCAAUUUAGGUCUAAUUUUAGCAUGGGCGCUUCUCGUCUUGCUGCAGGGAUGCUUGACCGGUGGAUGUAUCGGCUCCUGGAACUAGUGACUGCGUCCAAGUCGGGGGGCGUCAUGAGGUGA
Molecule: messenger RNA, 6897 nt
Organism: Spirodela intermedia
Lineage: Eukaryota; Viridiplantae; Streptophyta; Magnoliopsida; Alismatales; Araceae
Source: the annotation of a GenBank genome assembly